UCCAAGGCAGACUUCAUCCCUGUCUUUUCUACCCACCAGCGUUUUCCUACAAUUUCUUGCCGCUUUUAUGAAGAAAUUGCCUGCAAUUUAAGCUAAGUUGAGUGACGUCUCAUAGUAAAGAGUGGAUGGCUUUUGCAAACCCUCGAAGUCAAAGAGCGUCUUUUUCUUCUAUUUCUACUCCUGAUUGGAAUUACGAUGUUUUCUUGAGCUUUAUGGGUGAAGAUGAUUGCCCUUCCUGUGCGGGAUGGAGGCCUGAGGCUCAUGUUAUUGAGGAGAUUACUUCCACUGUUUGGAAGAGUUUAAAUCAGGAAUUCUUACAUGUUGAGAAGAACCUUGUUGGGAUGGAUCGACGAAGGGCAUCUUCUACUUGUACUUCUAUUGGUUCAUGGGAUUAUGCAGUUUUCUUGAGCUUUAAGGGUGAAGAUACCAGAUACAAUUUCACAGAUCAUCUCUAUGCAGUUUUGUAUCAGAAACGGAUUCGUACCUUUAGAUUGGAUGAGAUCAGGGAUUCGUACCUUUAAAAUGUAUAAUUUGCUAAUUAUAUCAGAGAUCAUUAAAGGACUAUAU
Messenger RNA from Vitis riparia (riverbank grape), 567 nucleotides. RefSeq lists its product as uncharacterized. NCBI's taxonomy places the organism in Eukaryota, Viridiplantae, Streptophyta, Magnoliopsida, Vitales, Vitaceae. The record is from RefSeq and is a predicted model, not a curated record. The coding region runs from base 126 to 521 and encodes 131 amino acids. The transcript is spliced from 2 exons. Gene Ontology annotation, biological process: signal transduction.